UAUUCACGUGCUUAUCAGUUGUUUUUUGCUCAGUCCCCAGUUUAAGAUCUGUUUUUACUUUGGCAAUGGAUAACGUCAAGAGUGGAAAAUCGGCGACCUUCAAAUACGGACCAGCUGUCCGCAUCGGAAUUGCAGUCCUUGUGCUUCACACGGUGGGCUGGUUGGGCUGGAAGGCCGUGAAUCAGGGAGCGGACUCCAAAGAAGCGGCCAAAACAGCAAAUGUUAAGCAAGAUGAACUGCGAGCCGCUCUACAGCAAAAGUGAUAGCUAAGCUUAGUUGCGUUGCUUCUAGACCCGAGACCAGAAGGUAUAAUACUCUCAAAAAAACGAAAAUGUUAGCCAGGUUGAUUUUGAUCA
Drosophila bipectinata is the source of this 356-nucleotide messenger RNA. RefSeq lists its product as uncharacterized. Lineage: Eukaryota; Metazoa; Arthropoda; Insecta; Diptera; Drosophilidae. The record is from RefSeq and is a predicted model, not a curated record.